AUGCUAUUAGCUAGCCUUUUUGCCCUUCUUUUCAUCGCCACCACCACCUCUGGCCAAAAUGAUGGGCAACGUUUCCAAAGCAUGCUAAAAGGGUUUUUCAAGCUGUCAGCGAACUAUCCAUUGACCCCCGCAUGGCGAUCUAACUACAACCAGCGAUCCGUCAUCUAUCGCAUGAAGGAUCGGACAGAAUAUUCGGCCAACCAUAAAAUUCUAAACGACGUUUUUGAAUCCGACAUGGUGCUGACCCCAUAUCAGAUGGAGGACGUUAUCGAUACUUUUCGUGCAAGGGUUGAGGGGCGACCAAAAAGGGUAAAAAGAAACGCAGCGGCGGUGAAUGAAAAACUCCGCUGGCCCAACAGAACGAUUCCUUUUGAGUUCAAAGAUCGAAAAGAUGGCAAAUGGGUCACCCUAUUAAUGUCUGGUAUGGAAAAAUGGUCUCGUGAGACUUGCAUAAAAUUUGUCCCCCACUCCAACGAACGCGAUUUUGUGACGUUUUUCCGAGGAGGCGGCUGUUAUUCGAACGUCGGCCGCACCGGCGGUAAACAGUACAUCUCCAUCGGAUUUGGCUGUGAUGGGAGUGGGAUUGUGGCUCACGAACUUGGUCAUGCGAUCGGCUUCUGGCACGAGCAGAGCAGGCCGGAUCGCGAUGAGUACAUCAACCUCAACAAUGACAACAUCAUCAAAGGUACCUAUGGAAAUUUCGAGAAACGCACUGAUCUCGAUACAGCCGAUGUACCAUACGACUUUGGUUCGGUGAUGCAUUAUGGUCCACAAGCGUUCACGAACAAUUGGAAUUAUGUGACGAUUGAGACGAAAGAUCAUCGCUUCCAGCACACGAUCGGCCAAAGGGCCGAUAUCUCCUUCAUUGACGUCAAGCACGCGAAUCGGCUGUAUUGCUCCGGAAUUUGCCAAGUUAAUCUACACUGCCUGAACGGAGGCUAUGAAGAUCCACUCAAUUGUCAAACGUGUAAAUGCCCACCAGGACUCGGAGGGCAACGAUGCGGCCAUGUCGCGGUUAGUACCGCUGGAUGCGGGGGUGAGUUGAUUGCCGGAGCAACGUGGAAUCUGUUGACGUCAAGACAAAUUGGGACCUGUCAUUGGAGGAUUUUGGCGCCACUUGGGCAAAAGAUUCGCUUCGAGAUCAUCGAGGCCAAAUAUAAGUGCGAUUCGUCUUGCGCCGAGAAUUACCUGGAAAUCAAACACCAGCGCGACAUGCAACAAACUGGCUUCCGGCAGUGCUGCAAUGCAGCACCUGGGGUCAUCGUCUCGGAGGGAAAUCAAGUCAUCAUCACAUCUGUUGCCAAGGACAAACAGCCGAAUUUUAGCAUUCGAUACAUUCUAGAGCAAGCCUAUUUGCCAAAACCCCCGGUGGCCAACUGGGAGGGCCAGGGUGGACUCACCGGACUCCUAGGGCAAGAAGCCGGCAUCGACAACACAUUCGAGAACUACCUGGUUAAGGAACUGCCAACGGUCCUUAGGGCCACCGGCCCACGCGCAGAUAUUGGCAGUUUUUUCAACUUGGUCGACAGUCUCCUUCGGGCCGGGAGUGGCAAGAAGAAA
Molecule: messenger RNA, 1560 nt
Organism: Mesorhabditis spiculigera
Lineage: Eukaryota; Metazoa; Nematoda; Chromadorea; Rhabditida; Rhabditidae
Source: the annotation of a GenBank genome assembly